AUGGGGGAUUUUAAUUACACCAUCAGCGACGACAAAAGAAAAGGGGGCAAGAGAGGUAGCACUUCAGAGACCAACCACCUCAAGGAUCUCAUGUUCAAAUUUGGUGCUAUUGACUUAGGGUACUCAGGGAGCAAAUUUACUUGGGCAAAAGGGAAAUGGGGCAAUGCUGCUAUUAAGAGAAGGUUGGACAGGGGAAUAGCAAACAUUUCAUGGAGACUAACUUUCCCGAAAGCUACAAUCUCCCACCUUGGGGCUAUUAAACCAGAUCACACCCCUAUACUUCUAGAUACCAACCCUGAUGAAGAAUUUGCCCAUAUGCCUUUUAGAUUUGAAGCAGCUUGGCUAAGGGACAAAGCCUAG
Messenger RNA from Quercus lobata, 360 nucleotides. RefSeq lists its product as uncharacterized. The transcript has a single exon. The record is from RefSeq and is a predicted model, not a curated record. The coding region runs from base 1 to 360 and encodes 119 amino acids. NCBI's taxonomy places the organism in Eukaryota, Viridiplantae, Streptophyta, Magnoliopsida, Fagales, Fagaceae.